UGGACCAGGAACAUAAGAGGGACGAGCACAAGUGCCGGCGCCGUUGGUCUCGUUCGACUCGUUUGUGGCCCAUUCCCUGCGGAAGCCGGCGAAAGAGGCGAGGAAGGGAAAAAGUGUCCCCACGUGAGUUGGCUGGCCACCGCCAGUGGAGCCGGAGUAGAGGUGAGAGGAGCGGGACCGCCGUCGAGCCACUCAAGAAUGACGGGAGUCUUCGCUUGGCCCUGUUCUGGGUUCCUUCCUGAGGCUUACUUGCCCUUUUUUGGUUCAUGCGCGUUGGGCCAGCUUUGCCAGGAAAUGGGAGCGGAGGCAUGAGCCGCGCACUGCCGAGCGAGCAGCCACCUAGGAGUCGUGCUCCAUCCUUGAUCUAUCCAUCCAUCCAUCCAUGCACCUUAGGUGCCCUAGUGCCUCCUUGGUGGUACAUUGGAGGAGCUUCUAGGACGAGUGGAGCGAGUGGAGCCUGUGAGUGGAGCCAGAUCGGGGAGCACAGGAGGAGCCGAGGAGCAGGCCGCCUAGCAGUGCCACUGGAACCCAGACAACAGACAGUGUGGAACGGGUGGUGCACAAACACAUCGAUAACUGGAUCGGAGUAGUCAACCUCCGACCUCGUGAUAUCUCGUGGUUCCACGAGUGCUUGUGAGAUCAAGAGAAUUACCACUUAACGUCAGAUUCCAUCAUGGGAUCAGACAACUUUUGCUUGAAGUGGAACGACUUCGAGUCUAACAUCAGCUCAAGUUUCAAGGAGAUUCGACGAGAAAGUGAAUUCUUCGAUGUCACCUUGAGUUGUGAUCAAGGCAAUGAGCAAGUCCAUGCUCAUAAGGUCAUCUUGGCGGCCUGCUCUCCUUUCUUUCGGCGUGUACUUAACAAGAAUCCCCAUCAAAACCCUGUGAUAUACCUCAAAGGGGUGGACUUUCACAACCUCAAUGCUAUCCUCAACUUUAUGUAUUACGGUGAGGUCAACGUCGGUCAAGAUGAGCUCAAUGGCUUUUUGAAAGUCGCGCAAGAGCUCUCCGUGAAAGGCUUAACUGAUGGGCCCAAGAAAUCCGCCAAGGAGGGCUCUCCCCAGGGGGAUUCAACCAAAACAAAGUCUCUGCUUAAGAAAACGCUUCAACAACAGCCUCAGAAGAACAAGUCCAAUUCGACCCCAGCGGGUCCUCCCCUUCCCCCUCUCAGUACGCCCCCCGCAUUGAAGAAGAGAAAAUUAGAGUCUCCCAUUGAAAAGGCCACUCCGCCCAUCGAGGUGAAGCCUGAUGUGGAGACCUUGAAGCGAAUGAAUGCCAUGAACAACUCCGAGGAUGACAAUGAUGGAGAUGAUUUUGGUGGCGAAGAUGGCGAUCCGGCCGUUGAACUGGAAGAGUAUGGAUACGCCCAGUACGGAGACGAUAGCAACUUUGGUGCCGACGAGUCGAAUGACAAUAUUGAGAUGAGCCAAAAAAUGGAAGUAAUGGGAGAGGAUGGCUCCAAAGACUUCGCUGAUUAUUACACCCGUGAUUCUCAGGGCCUGUUCUGGUGUAAAGGAUGUAGUUUGAAAACGACUAGCCGGAGAGACCUCUUCAGACACAUUGAUGCCAUCCACAUGAACACUGUUUACGAUUGUGUCAUGUGCGGAAAACAGUUCAAGGCUGCCUACUUGUUGAAACGACAUUGCCGAAAGGUUCAUCCCAACGUCCCUUUCAAUUCCGGAGAGGGAGAGUACAACAGUUAAACGGUCUUAGGGGAUGGAGCUAUGGCAAGAGCUGAAAUGCAUUCCUUAAAUUCAUGCAUUCCUUAAAGUCAACCCUAAAUGUGAAGACAGCAUCAACCAACCAACAUUUCUUUAUUAUCCACACCAAAAGUUCUCAAAUCCAGUCAGAAGAGCGUCCUCCUUGAGUAGCUCAAUCGAGUAAUACCAAAGCAGACUUCACGGAGUGCUCGAGGCGCCUUCAACCAAUUUAAGUGCAUUAUUUCUAUUAGAUUACCAUAAAUUUUGUUAUAACUUAGGGGGGCAAUUUAUUUCCCUGAACUGGGGAUCGUUGGCAAUAUUUGAGGCUUGUCCUAUUUAGAUGAGCUUCGUAGUUUCUUAUGAUAAACUUAUACUGUUGAUACCAAAUAUCGUUGUUAGAUGUUGCAUACAACCUAUGAUUGUUAUAUCUGAAAUUGUUUUUGAUGUGAUUAAAAUUUGCACUGUGAAAUAUAUUGGGCAAUCGUUGCGUUACCUAA
Molecule: messenger RNA, 2196 nt
Organism: Tigriopus californicus
Lineage: Eukaryota; Metazoa; Arthropoda; Copepoda; Harpacticoida; Harpacticidae
Product: protein tramtrack, beta isoform-like
Exons: 4
Coding region: 674-1702 (342 amino acids)
Biological process (GO): regulation of transcription by RNA polymerase II
Cellular component (GO): nucleus
Molecular function (GO): protein binding
Source: RefSeq, a predicted model, not a curated record